ACCGCGCCGCACGGUACGUCAAACAAUUCCGUGACUGUUCCUCUACGUCACACGUAAACGAACACACGCGCACCGAAUAAACUGUGCGCACGAAAAAUAUUUUCCCAUUCAAAAAAAAAAAAAGCCGUGACACGAGUCAUUGAGACACAAGUUACCGUGUGCCCGCAGUGAUACGUGAAUAAUCCCAAGUGACUCAUUGUUUUUAAUGUGCUACCCUCGUGUGCUGAACAAUCAAAGCCCUCGGUGAUUUGAUAUCGCUGUACGUCACACACACCGAUACAGUGAUAAGUUGACGCGACAAGUGUCGCGGGUACUGUACAGGCGGAACCGGUAAACCAUACUGUAUAUAUUUUCCAUCAGUUGCGUAGAACCCGGUGUUAUGUAACAGGCACACACGACAGACUGCAGUAUCCGAGGAAAUAGAAAAACAAAAACUAGCCGCCCGUGGGAGUGUUUCCGGGCAUUUUUGUUACUCGUGCAAGAAUUUAAAAAAAAAAACCUAUCGAGUUAAUUGUGCCUGCCCACACAUUGCCGUCUAUUUCGCAACAGAGACAGAGAGAGAGAAAGAGAGAGAGACAGUGUUAUUCAGCGCGAGUGAAGGAAAGUCGGAAUAUAACCCGUGUGUGUAUAAAAGCCGGAAAUCCUGAAGUGGACCUGAUGGUGCGAAGUUUAACGAUGGAGGCGACGUUCUACGAUGAGGUGACAGUAUACGGUAGUUGCAAUAGGGACAACGUGGUCCAGUUGAAGAGAAAUUUGACCCUGGACCUAAACGGCCAUCGUCAGGGGCCACAGGCGAAAAGGCCGAGGCUGGGACCCCUGCCCCUGACGCUCAACAAUUCAGCCCCCGUUCUGAGCUCACCGGAUCUCAACAUGCUGAAACUCGGCUCACCGGAGUUGGAGAAGCUCAUUAUCGCCCAGCAGGACGGUCUUGUGACGACAAUGCCCACACCCAAUCAAAUUCUCUUCCCCAAGACUGUUACCGAGGCUCAGGAGCUCUACGCACGUGGCUUUGUUGAUGCCCUCAAUGAGCUCCAUCACUCAGACAGUUCGCAGGAGCCCGGAAGCAUUCACGGCGCAACGUACACAAAUUUGGAGCCUCCAAGCUCGGUUCAGAGCACGGAAUCACUGUCCCAGGGACUCCUCAUGAUCAAGGACGAGCCCCAGACUGUACCAAGUGUAUCGAGCUCACCCCCAAUGUCCCCCAUUGACAUGGAGAACCAGGAGAAGAUCAAGCUCGAGAGGAAGAGACAGAGAAAUCGUGUUGCUGCCUCCAAGUGCAGGAGACGCAAAUUGGAGAGAAUCUCCAGGCUUGAGGACAAGGUCAAGUUGCUCAAGGGUGAGAAUACAGAGCUCAGCAGUGUUGUUCACAGGCUCAAGGAGCACGUGUGUCGGCUCAAGGAGCAGGUCAUGGAUCAUGUGCACUCUGGCUGCCAAAUGAUGUCCGUGUCUGGACAAUUUUGAAGCUCUUGGGGGGAGUGAUUCCUUGAUGAAUGGGGAACAACACUCGAGCCUUGAGUAGAUCGUGAGGAAUUCUGAAUCUCUUCUUCGGGGGAUGUUUUGGGGGUUUCUCGGUGAUCAGCGCCACGUGGAGGGUAACAGCGGUUGUUAUGCAUGGCGAAUACACCCUGAGGGAAUCUGGGAGUGCCUUUGAGUGCUGUGUUGAAGAUAUGGACAACUAAAUUUGUUAAUGGAGGUGUGUUAUGAUGGAGUCCACGCACGUCCACGAUAGCGUUGUUGACGUCGCUUGUCUGGUGGGAGGAGCACCGGAGAGGAGCGAAAGGCGAAAAAAUAUAUUCGUGGGGGGAUUAGGGGGGGGAGCUACAGUGGCCAUUUUGGAGAACAUCCGAGAGCGCGGCAAUUUUGAAUCGUCCAGGGACUCUAAUUCAAUCAUUUUUUGGAGGAGAGAUGAAUGAACCCCCUUCAAUCGUCAAUAUAUUGAAAUUGGCUGAGUGAAAAUUGACGAUUUCUUUUUCAAUUUGAAGGUAUUUUUUCGGGGUUUAAAAUGAAAUUUGAUUUUUACAAAUUGGAUCGCUGGAUCGAGAGAUAUUGGGGAGUUGAGGGGAUUCAUUCUUUCCUCACUUGAUAUUGUCAAUUCUUUUUGAUACUUCUUUGUUUCUCAGGGCCGGCGUUGCUCUUUGUUCUUGUUUGGAUUAAUUAUCUGGUUGAAUAACAGUUUUUCGUCGUUGUACGAUUUAAUUGGAAACGCCGUUAUUUAUCAUUUGUGCAUCUAGUCUUGUCCAGUAUGAACAUGUUUAACUUAUUAUCCAUCCAUGCACAUUUAUUAUUUUUUUUUUCGGGAGAAAUGUGAGAUGUUACGCUGACACUGGGUCAAUUUUACCUGCUACUAAGCGCUCGUGCGCAUCGACUAUAGUUUUUUGUACCAUAAAUCGUUCUUUUUUGGGGGUUGAGACGGUAUUUUUUACUGAACAAUGAACUGUUCGUUGACCCCGGAGGCCCGAGCGAAAUUUAAUGUUUUGUACGAACGAAAAAAAUGUAUUAUUAUUAUUACGAUUUGAUGGAACGGGUCAAAGGUUCUAGCUGUUCAUAACGAGGUACCGUCUUCGCGCCCACACUCGUUGCAUAGAGAAUAAUAGUCGUAAAGUAGGUAAGUUUAGCCGUAUUUGACCUUCAUUUUUGAUUAACGAGUAGCCCGCAUUUUUUUUUCGUCGCAGUCUCACACACGAAUGUAACACACACUUGAUCUGCCUCCCAAGAUUUUUUAGAAGCCUCCCCCCCUCUCUUCAUUUAUUUUUUUUAUUUUCAUCUCUUUUUUUUCGUUGUAUCCUUGAGGAGCCAGACCGAGCAGUAUUUCUUUUUGUUCCUCUUUUUCGCUCCCUCCUACUUAGAUUUGAUGAAUUCUAAAUUCCGAGGACAUCCGGAUUUUGUUUUCUUUUCAUUUUUCGAUUCUCAUUAUGGCAGUCCAUUGUAAAUUUAUGAAAUUUUUUUUAUUCGUUACGAAGUUUUUGGAUAAUUGCACGAGUGCAAUCAAGGUGUGACUCUCUCUUUGGUACUGUUAUUACUCCGAGAAGUAAAUAUUAAGUGAUUUUUGUUUAGUAAUUGAAGAAGAGGUCUCCACAAUUGUGCCCCAUUUGUAUUAAUUUCAUUUCUUUUUCUAUUCUCGUGUUAAUUUAUUUACAUUGCCAAUGAUAAAAAAAAGACGUUGCAAUAUUUACUGGAGUAAAUCGUGCAAUUUCAGUUGAGUUAAGAGAGUUCGUACAUAGCCGACCUUGGAGGCCCCUUUAUCCGAACGAGCGUUUUGCAAGAGUAACCAGUGCGUAUGAUUUUUGUUUGAAUUUUCUUGUUUAAAAAAGAAUACCAACUCAAUGCGAUGAACGGGGAGAUAAUUUCCCCCGUUGAGUGUAGAAUUUCACGAGCUCGGCUAUAUAUUUGUUGCCAAUGCAAUCCAGUCCGUACAGUGUGCCUUUUUUUUUCAUGACGAAUGCAAAGCGAAUAUGAUUGAAAUAACAAAAUUCAUUCUCCUUUGAAGCAAAACGAAAUUCAAUCUCGUUAGAGUUGAAGAAAAAUUGAUAAUUAAAAAUGUGCAGAGUUUACAAAACAAAUGGAAAAUGAUACGCUCUCACUGAUAGAAAAACAAAUGUUGCACAAACGAAAAACGUAUGAAAGUAAAUCUAAAAUUAAUGAAAACCACUUGUGAUUUAGUUUGUAAGUGAAAACCCCAUUAGACUAUAGUUUUUAUGGUGAUUAAAACUGUAAUUUUCAUGGGAAACUAAAAUUAUGACACCAUAAUAGUUGCAUAACACUAUUCAUAAUGAGAGUACAUAUUACUAUAUUACGUAAUAAUUAUUGAAUAUAAAAAUAUAUGUUAUAUAUCGAGAAAGCUGAGAAGAACUCUUUUUUUACGAAUAAUUUUAUUUUUGAAUGAAACAAUGAUGAAAAUAAAAUUCACUAUAUUACACA
Molecule: messenger RNA, 3918 nt
Organism: Diachasma alloeum
Lineage: Eukaryota; Metazoa; Arthropoda; Insecta; Hymenoptera; Braconidae
Gene: Jra
Product: transcription factor AP-1
Exons: 1
Coding region: 658-1461 (267 amino acids)
Biological process (GO): regulation of cell population proliferation; regulation of cell cycle; regulation of transcription by RNA polymerase II
Cellular component (GO): transcription regulator complex
Molecular function (GO): RNA polymerase II cis-regulatory region sequence-specific DNA binding; DNA-binding transcription factor activity, RNA polymerase II-specific; transcription factor binding
Source: RefSeq, a predicted model, not a curated record